UUCAUCUCUUCGUCCUCAUCCACCUAUCUCCACCAUACGCAAUCUCUAUGUCUAUAUUAUGUCGUUACAACCUGCUACUACACCCCGCACCUGCAUCACACUCCACAUCCCCUUCCCAUCUCUUUCCGCCACGCGUCACUCUCUCCCAACUUCCUUAUCCUUUACAUAGCACCACCACAACGGCGGCCAUCACACCACAAACAAAUUCGAACACCAUGGGUAACCAAACUCAGCUUCAAUCAGAUUUCAAGCUCGUUGGUUUCAAAAACUUCGUUCGAACCAACCCGAAAUCGGACCGCUUCCAGGUGAACCGUUUCCACCACAUCGAGUUCUGGUGCACCGACGCCACCAACGCUGCCUCCCGCUUCUCAUGGGGACUCGGAAUGCCAAUCGUCGCAAAAUCCGACUUGUCCACCGGAAAUCAAAUCCACGCCUCCUACCUCCUCCGCUCCGGCGACCUCUCUUUUCUAUUUUCCGCUCCUUACUCUCCCUCCAUCUCUGCCGGUGGCGCCGCCACCGCCGCCAUUCCAACCUUCGAUGCUGCCGCCUGCCUCUCCUUCGCCGCCAAGCACGGCCUCGGCGUGCGCGCCAUCGCGUUGGAAGUCGCCGACGCGGAAGCCGCUUUCCGUGCCAGCGUCGCGCACGGCGCCGAGCCGGUGUCUUCGCCGGCGCUCCUCGGAGGCCGCACCGGCUUCGCCGAGGUACGGCUCUACGGGGACGUCGUGCUUCGCUACGUCAGCUACAAGGACGCGUCGCACACGUCCGACACUGAUCCCUCGCGGUGGUUCCUGCCGGGAUUUGAGGCUUCGGUGGCGGCUUUCCAAGGGCUGGACUACGGGAUCCGGCGGCUCGACCACGCCGUCGGGAACGUGCCGGAGCUGGCGCCGGCGGUGAGCUACCUGAAAAACUUCACCGGUUUCCACGAGUUCGCGGAGUUCACCGCGGAGGACGUGGGAACGAGCGAGAGCGGGUUGAACUCAGUGGUUCUGGCGAACAACUCGGAGACGGUACUACUGCCUCUGAACGAACCGGUUUACGGAACAAAAAGGAGGAGCCAGAUUGAAACGUAUUUGGAACAUAACGAAGGUGCUGGUGUGCAGCACCUUGCGCUUGUUUCUAACGACAUUUUCAGGACUCUGAGGGAAAUGAGAAAGCGAAGUUUCGUUGGUGGGUUUGAGUUCAUGCCUUCUCCUCCUCCAACCUAUUAUGCCAACCUUCACAAGCGUGCCGGUGACGUCUUGACCGUUGACCAGAUUAAGCAGUGUGAGGAGCUUGGGAUUCUUGUUGACAGAGACGAUCAGGGCACUCUGCUUCAGAUUUUCACUAAGCCCGUUGGGGACAGACCAACUAUAUUUAUAGAGAUAAUUGAAAGGGUUGGAUGCAUGGUAGAGGAUGAGGAAGGGAAGGUGUACCAGAAGGGCGCGUGUGGAGGUUUUGGUAAAGGCAACUUUUCUGAGCUUUUCAAAUCCAUUGAAGAAUAUGAGAAGACUUUGUUAGAAGCUAGAACAAAAUCCUGAUCCUUCUCCUUCUGAAACACUCAUACUCAUAAUUACCAAUAACAUGUAAAACUCUUCAAAGUGGUACACUUUUUUCUUACUAUUUACUCAUAAAAGCUAAUAAAUUAACUGUUUCAAAUAAAUGUGGGGUUCGCAUGACUGCAAA
Messenger RNA from Vigna unguiculata (cowpea), 1662 nucleotides. RefSeq names its product 4-hydroxyphenylpyruvate dioxygenase (gene PDS1). Gene Ontology annotation, molecular function: 4-hydroxyphenylpyruvate dioxygenase activity. NCBI's taxonomy places the organism in Eukaryota, Viridiplantae, Streptophyta, Magnoliopsida, Fabales, Fabaceae. Gene Ontology annotation, biological process: L-tyrosine catabolic process. The record is from RefSeq and is a predicted model, not a curated record.